CCGCCCGUAGACCCAGAAUCAGAAAACAAUAUCUGUGACCAAGAUAGGGAUCGGUUACUUGUACUGAAAACGGGAAAGAUGGCCUUACGUUGUCUUAUGAUUCUGUUUCUCUCCACCACUUUGGGAGCAUGGGCUUUCACGGCUGGGCCGCCCGUAGGCCAGUACCCGUACGAUCUGUGUAUGAACAUGAUCCCGUCAGGCCACGGGGAAAGUACCGCUACAACCGAAGCACCGUAUCGAAUCCUAACGUCGAGUUCUACGUACUCCUCAGGCCAGUCCAUCACGGUCACAGUGGAAUCAACGGACAGCACGUCUGAGAUUGAGGGUAUCUUUAUGCAGGCCCGUCGUAAAGGAGCUGACCGACACGGGACCAAGGCAAUUGGCACGUUCUCGAACGCGCCAACUAGAACCCAACUGCUUACCUGCGGUAGACCAGAUAGUGCUUGGGGACACUCGGGUGAACUAGGAGCAACUGCCGCAUCGGUGACCUGGAUAGCGCCACCUUGUGAUGAGGGGCCGCUAGCUUUCAUGGCGACGAUCGUGAAAGGUCCAAAGGAGCUAUUCUGGACAGGAGUUCUUUCCAGCGAAAUGACCUUCACUGGUCCCAACAGCACCGACUGCGGCAGACCACCAGCUUCGCCAAUGUCCACAAAACCUGCGUCUACCCCUUCGAGUGGCGGGCCCAAUGGUCCCCUCAUGUCUGCAAUGACUCUGAUGAUGAGCGUCGCCGUUGCUCUCCACCUUGACCUCGUCAAAUUUUAAGAGCUCGCGGGAUGGUGUGUAAUCAGCUGAUAGUGAUAUUGACUAUAUACAGAGAUCAAUAUAUGAAUUUGUGGCAUAAGUCUAUUUAAAUAUAAAGUUGGUAUUAUUUGUGGUCAUUGUUUACAACAGGGAGGUUUAUUCAAAUUCAGCUAUAUUCUUGGUUCAUUUGGGACGGAGAAUGCACAAUUAUUUUCUGAAAUUUCAGCAACUUGGUCAAGUCAGAUUUUCCUUCCUGACUCCUGAAUUCGUUUUUGUUCGUUUUGUCAGUCUACAAUUGUGUACAAAGGAUCAGACAAAGAUCACAAUCGUGAUUACCUGAUAGACAGGUCAAGUGAAAAACAAUAUUUUGUUAGUAUUCGUGAAGAACAUUUCUAUAUUACAAGCGGUCUUUUUUAUCGGACCGUAGAGAAUAGCUAUUACAAAUUUAAAAGUUCUUUCAGAAAUCAAAAAUGAACCAUUACAGUAGCAACCAUUUCAAAGUGAAGAGUUCCUUGGUUUGAAAUAAGGAAAGUUCGAAAGUUGGAACUCGAUGCUUUCUUUACUACUUUUGUGACCAAUAAAUUGUAGUGGUGGUUCCAUUCGUAGAGAAUGUAGGGUACUUAUUAGCAAGCUUUGCAAUAAAAAAUUACCCAGAUUGCACCAAAGUCAGUCAGGUUCAUUUUGAAGGGGAGAUGGUACCCCGAACUGGUGCUGAUACUGGGGGGGGGUCACUACAAUUGAUCACUGCAUCAAAAGAGACUAACUUCUUUGUAUCUUUUCAAUUUUUGAGUGUGGGAUACGAUAACCUUUGGAGGGUGUUUGUGUGCUCCAAUGGUGAAUCAGGUUACUCUAUCGGCUGUGGAGUGACUAUGUAAACCCUGACGUCUUCCCCUGGAUCCUUCUGCAUGGAUGAUGAUCUAAUUAGUUUGGGGAGACUGGCUUCAACCUCCUCCCCCAUCAGACCCUUGAAACUCCCCUUUUGGACGCAGCGGUGUAUCCUCCCGAGUCAUAUGAAUCACGUCCGGGAUUGGGACUCUCGGCACAGGAUAUACGGAUUAUGAUUGUGGCUUGUGAGUAUUGUGUCACUUACUCCUGGUCAGAUAAUUUUGCCGGCCAGUGGUUGAAUGGGAGGAUUUGCCGUCCCGCAUCUUUACCGAAUACGUUCCAGCUUCAACAACUGUGCAUAAUAAACCAAUAUAUACAGGAAUUGAA
This is a messenger RNA of Acanthaster planci (crown-of-thorns starfish), 1953 nucleotides long. Its product is annotated as putative defense protein 1. Gene Ontology annotation, cellular component: membrane. Lineage: Eukaryota; Metazoa; Echinodermata; Asteroidea; Valvatida; Acanthasteridae. The record is from RefSeq and is a predicted model, not a curated record.